AUGGACAGAAAUUACCCGGGAAAUAUAUAUUCACGCUCUAGUUCUAGGGGGACAUCUUUAGGUCUCGGAACUUCCACUUCGCCUGCCAUUAGCGUGGCAGGACCAAGUGGCAGUAAUCUAAAUGAUCCUAUGUUAACAGGGAUCACCAACGGGGAGUAUCAAACAUCGCCAUCGAACACGACUAUGGGGAUUCCACUGACGCUGGACAGAAUUCAAACAUUGAUUAGUACUUGCAAAAACAUCGGUAGUGGGUGUGCCGCUUCAAAUUUUGAUUUAUUAGAGCAGGCAGUACAAAAGGCGUUCUCCAAUUGGUCGAUAUUGAAUGAAAGUUUCAGUAAUGGGCGACCCAUCACAGUAGAAGAUUGUGGGGUUGCAUUGGACCAAGUUAGAGAAGCGUAUCGGAUUUUGUUGGAAUUGCCUGUGAGUGUUAUAAGAGCGAUGAUGAAGUCAAUUGAAUCCAUAUUGAAACGUCCCGGAAGAUUAGCAAAACAACAACGAAGUAUUAGCCCGGGCUCCUCACUAGCAUAUGAGACAGAUUGGCGGAUUAGUUCUGCCGCACGGGUUAUGGCAUUGUUAUUUGCGGCCAACAAAAAACAAAGUAAAAUCCCUCUUUCUGAAUUUUACAAUACCAUGGUAGAUUAUAUUCCAUUAAUAUCCGAUUUCGACACAUGGGAACAACGUUCUGGAAAAUUUGCCUUCUGCCAAUAUCCAUUCUUGAUAAGUAUGGGUGGUAAAAUGCAAAUAAUGGAGUUUGAUGCGAGGAGACAGAUGGAGACUAAAGCAAAGGAAGCAUUUCUAAAGAUAAUUAUUCAGAAAUGCAUGACCGCGCCUCAAUUAACCUUACGAGUCCGGAGGAAUAAUCUAAUUGACGAUUCAUUGAACCUAAUUGCUGCAAACGAAACGGAUCUUAAAAAGUCAUUAAGAAUAGAGUUUGUCGGUGAGGAUGGAGUAGACGCUGGUGGACUCGCAAUUUAUAAUUCUAUUAUAUUGGACGUACAUUUUCCCUUGGCGUGUUAUAAAAAGUUGUUUAAUGUCGCCGUCACGUUAGAAGAUCUGAAAGUAUUGCGUCCGGCAUUUGCACGGGGAUUGGAACAACUUCUCACGUUCGAGGGUGACGUGGAAUCAACCUUUUGCAGAGAUUUUGUUGGGGAAUACGUUGCAUUCGAUGAGAUAAUAAGAAUCCCUUUGUUACCUAAUGGACAAAAUCAACCAGUCACAAAUGAGAAUAGGGAUGAAUAUGUCCGGAGAUACGUGAACUUUAUAUUGAACGAUUCGGUGGCAAAACAGUUUGUUCCAUUCAAACGCGGGUUUGAAAAAGUUUGUGGUGGCAAUGCAUUAUCGCUCUUUCAACCCGAAGAAAUUGAAUUGUUGGUUCGAGGUAGUGCAGAACCUCUUGAAAUUGAACAGCUUCGCGCAGUUACAAAAUAUGAGGGUUUCCGAGAGGAUGAGAAAUUUAUCCAAAAUUUCUGGUCAAUCUUUAAACUAAUGAACCCCAUAAUGCAACGCAAACUACUGACAUUCGUGACAGGCACAGAUAGGAUUCCUGCGACUGGAUCUGCGAAUAUGUCAUUUAAAAUUUCCUGUAUUGGUGAAGAUAGUGAAAGGUUCCCAAUUGCACAUACAUGUUUUAAUCAAUUAUGCUUGUAUCGCUACAGCUCAAAAAAGAAGUUGGAAGAAAAAUUGACGACAGCUAUAACAGAAAGCGAAGGCUUUGGGUUGAAGUAUCGCGCUCCAGAAGUGUUGCUUCGAUCCAAUUCUUACUCGUCUCCAAUAGACAUAUGGGCAGUAGGUACCAUGAUGGCAGAACUGUUUACUCUUGAGCCAUUGUUCCCGGGGAAAAGUGAAAUAGAUCAAUUGCACAAAAUUUCCGGGGUAUUAGGCAGUCCGUGUGCUCAUGCGGAGCACGCUGCGCAAUACUGCGGAGUCGGUGGAGAAUGGAAAGAAGGCAUCAAAUUAGCCAAGUCACUAGGGUUCUCUUUUUCACCGAUACAACCCAAGCCUCUUGCCAAGUUAUUUCCUCCCGAAACUCCGCCUCUUUUUCUUGAAUUUCUCGCAAGUCUGCUGCGAUAUGAUCCAUGUCAACGCCCCUGUGCGUUGGAUGCCCUUAAACAUCCUUAUUUUACCGAGAAUGACUUGUUGUUUCUGCCACCGAAUAAACCCGAGGAUGUUAGAGUUUUAAGAGAAUUGAAGAAAAAACAGAGAAGUGAUAAAUUCUUUCUGUUUAGAAGGAAUGGGAGUUCGGUUCCAAAAGAUAAAAAAAAUAGUAGACAAUAUUCUUGGAGCAAAGAAACUGAUCAACAAAACAAUGAAAUUGAACCUCACGCAAUCCCAUUUAGUUUACCACCUUUGGAUAUCGCAGCUGCUAAUGUUUCUAGAAAUAAAAAUCUUACGCUCCCAUCAAUUGGAUCUAUUGGUCCAUUCUUAACUGAGGAACCUAUGAUAGAACAAAUUAUCAACCAUCGCUUAGACUUUUAG
Molecule: messenger RNA, 2475 nt
Organism: Acaulospora colombiana
Lineage: Eukaryota; Fungi; Glomeromycota; Glomeromycetes; Diversisporales; Acaulosporaceae
Source: the annotation of a GenBank genome assembly